Molecule: messenger RNA, 4075 nt
Organism: Osmia lignaria (orchard mason bee)
Lineage: Eukaryota; Metazoa; Arthropoda; Insecta; Hymenoptera; Megachilidae
Gene: how
Product: protein held out wings
Biological process (GO): regulation of mRNA splicing, via spliceosome
Cellular component (GO): nucleus
Molecular function (GO): mRNA binding
Source: RefSeq, a predicted model, not a curated record
UUUGUAGUGCGUGUUUGUUUUUAAUUUCGUGAUCUACAAUUUAACUUUUUAACCUUAAACAGAGUACAACUCCCAAGAAAGACUACGCUAUCUUUCUCUCUUUUUCUCUCUCUUUUCGUGUCUCUGUACCACACGGUUGUUCAAUUCUUCCGUCUUUUCCUUCUUGCAUCUCUUUUCCCUUUUUCUCCUAUCCUUCUUUUUCUUUCUUUCCCUCUUUCCCUUCCUCCUCCUCCUUCUCCUUCUCUUCCUCCACCUCCUCCACAAACCUCCACCGCCUUCUUGUUUCCCUUUCACCUCUCUCCGCUCUCCACGUUCUUUCUCGAUCUGUCUAUCCUUUCGGUUUUUCUGUUUCUCUCGCUCCUACGUUCGCUCCCCCUUCUCCUCAUCCUCCUUUUCCUUCGCACCUCCUCCUCCUUGCACAUAGUAUACCGACUUCGCUAUUUCUAAAAACGUAACGCAAUCGUGGCGACGUAUGCGAGGAGCGCGCCAGAGAAACCACGAGCGAGGAGGCGCGACGUACGAAACGCGAGUUGUAUUAAUUACCAGAAAAUAAAUCGUGCGGGAAACAAUCGGCAAAGCAAAAAGUGAUAUUACAGUGAGAUAUAACGGAAAGAUCUAUGUUAACGUUGUGCAAAACCGAACGUGAAAAGACUGCUAUCGUUUUAGAUCUUAAUCGCAACAUCGUCUGUCUCUUACUCGUUUACGUUUAACGUUCACUCUUUCUUCCGUCUCCCUCUCUUUGCAAUAUCUUUCUCUUUUAUUUUAUUUUUUUUCUCUCUCUUUUGUACAUUUAUUUUCUAUUUUCGCGUGACCGCCAUAGGAGUAAUCAAGUAAUUGCGAUGUGUGAUAAUACUAACACAACGACGCAAAGUAUAGCGGACUAUCUGUCACAGUUACUAAAAGAUAGAAAGCAGUUAGCUGCUUUCCCUAAUGUCUUCAUACAUGUAGAGCGCCUACUAGACGAAGAAAUCGCAAAAGUGCGGGCGAGUCUUUUCCAAAUCAGUGGUGUUAAGAAAGAACCACUGAUUUUACCAGAACCAGAGGGUAAAAUCAUCACGCUGACGGAGAAAGUUUAUGUACCGGUUAAAGAACAUCCAGACUUUAAUUUUGUUGGAAGAAUUCUUGGGCCGCGUGGAAUGACAGCCAAACAACUAGAACAAGAAACAGGAUGCAAAAUAAUGGUUAGGGGGAAAGGUUCUAUGAGGGACAAAAAAAAGGAGGAGCUAAACCGAGGGAAACCAAACUGGGAACAUCUGACGGAUGAACUGCAUGUUUUACUAACAGUCGAAGAUACAGAAAAUCGUGCCACUUUGAAGCUUGCCAGAGCCGUCGAAGAAGUGAAGAAACUUCUUGUUCCCGCUGAUGGAGAGGAUGAAUUGAAGAAACGACAACUAAUGGAGCUUGCUAUCAUAAAUGGUACCUAUCGAGAUUCUAACACGAAAGUGGCUGCAGCUUCCGCUUGCGACGAAGAAUGGAGACGCGUAGCUGCAGCUGCGGCGGAGACGCAACGGCUUCUUCCUGGCUUGGCCACGCCGAUGAGAACGCCGAGCGCUCCGCUCGGAGCACCGUUAAUACUCUCACCACGGAUAUCUGUUCCAACCACCGCCGCCUCUCUACUGAACGGAUCGGGUCCACCAGGAUCCCUUCUUUCUGCCGGUGAUCCUCAUGGGCUUAUUUACACGCCGUACGCCGAUUACGCCAACUACGCAGCCCUGGCAGCCUCGCCUCUUCUCACGGAAUACACAACUGCUGAUCAUUCUGAAUGGCGAGGGGGCCAGUCUACAUUUUUAGGGGGUCCAGACCCACCCUGGCCCCUACCUAAUUAUGCCAGUGCAGCAGCCGCUGCGAAACAACGUAGACACUUGGGUCAGAUUCGCGAGCACCCUUAUCAAAGGGCUGGUGCUUUAUCGUGAAUCCGGAGACCGAUAUUGCAAUACUGUUCGCGCCUCCGCGAAAAGGCUUGGAGUGCUAACAAUGGAAUCCACCCGCCCCGUGCUAACACCUGGACUCUGGAACACAACAUCCGCGUUUGAUCUUCGAUCUUCGAUCUACGAUCGGUUCACCAACCAGUAACCAGACGAGACAGACCACCUUCGCCACGUUCGCAUCACCAGCCCUGUUCGUCAACACGUUUAUAUAUCCAUCCUGUAUCCUCUUGGUCAUUCUAUUAUCACGGUGUACAGUCUCGAUUAAGUUGCUUUAUUCAUUUUAACCGGUUUAUUCAACUUUUCUUGGCAUUUUAUAUAAUAUAUCUAUACAAUAUGCCUCUGACCAGGUAAAUUGAAUAAUUAAUUCUAUUUACUUUCUACAUUCUCGUAUUCAUAGAUGACGAAUUUUUCAACAAACAAACGAAAUAUCUAUUUUUUUUUUUUAUUUAGUUAAAUUUAUUUGUAUAUUGUGCGUGGGUAUGUACAGUACUGGGCAUGGGAGACUUCUCCAGGAAAAAUGGCGACGUCUCGGAGUACCGGGCUGCCACCCCCACUCCGUAGAUGGCCGCAGGGAGAAUGACUAUGUGGGGGAAGAUGGUCUCAUAUGUAUAGGUCUGUCACCUCCCACCACUUGCGUACGAACGCUUACGCGGGAAAAUUUAAAUCAAUAUUUACUUGGUUGUUCAUACUUUUCAAUUGUAUAAUACAUUUUAUAAUAUUUAAUAAUUAAAAAUUAUAUUAUCUUGCUUCUAAAUCAUUUUUUUAAUAUUAAUAUCGUCAAAAUAAGGUUUUGAGAAUUCAUGCUUGCUCUAUAUCGCUAUUUUAUCUAAGGAAAUCUACUUUGCUCGAUACUGUACAUACUUGUAUAUAAUCAAAGGUAAACAUUUUUUCAAAUUAUUCUUUUGACUUUACUAUACAGCUUAUCAUCAGUUCUCUGUUUCUUUUUCUUUAUCUCUCUCAGAUUCAACGUUUUCUGUAGUAUACAUGUACAGAAUACUUUGAUUGGAAUUGUAAUAAAUUAAGUGCCUUCAGAUAAAAUGUUUGAUGAGAUGUGAUAUAUUUAGGAAAUAAUUAGGAAAAUUAAAUUCAAUGAAAAAUUAACAUUUUAUCAUAAAUGCAAAAUAUGAAUAAAAAUUCAUGUUUUUUAUUAUAUUCUUCUAUGUAUUACUUAAUGAAUCUCUGGUUAUUUAUUUGCACAUAUUAUGUAGUGUGCAAGAAAUGGUAAAAAAAUGCUUAAAAAAAAUAUAUGUAUAUAUAAGAUUUAUAAUAACAUUGAUUAAAUUUAAAAUUUCAGUAAUUAUUUCUCUAUUCUAUCACACCUUUUGAACAUUUUACACAUAGAUAAAUAGAGAAAGAAAAGAGAAAGAAAUAGAGCAUUUUAUAUUUAAAAUUGUUGUUUGCAAGCUAUACUCAUUUGCAUAAUAACUAUAUCGAUUUUAAAGUACUUACAUUCUUAAUAAAGCAAUAAAAUAAAAUUAGAGAAGGAAGCGAGAAGAAUAGGACGAAAAAUUGAAAUAUGUACUUUGUAUAAUUAAAGAACGAGAUACGUUCGUACAUAAUAGGUGCAAUAUAAAAUCAAAAUUUAUUUCCAUUUUGAUUUUUCUAAGUAGAAAUGAAAUUAAUACUAAUUAAGUCUAGUUCGACUCAGGAAAAAAGAAAGAAAACGUACAGUUUGAAAAAAAUAUUUUUCAUUACAAUUUUGUUAAUGUUAAGCGGAAAAAAAAUUUAUUUACAUAGACAAAGUUUUAUAUUAACAAUUAAACGAUAAUCGAUCGUUAUAUUAGUACAGAUCGAAACAUAACAAUGAAUAUUACAUAAUUUAAUAACAAGUUAUGUAGAAACAUGUAACUUGAAAGUUUUCUCGAGAUUGAUAACUCUUAUUAGUUUAAUGAAGAAACGCCUAAGGAGUAUAAGAAAAUCAAAAUAUACGAAUCUACUGAUUAGGCAUUAAGACGUGGUAGUUUCUUUUUAAAUAUGUUAGUUUGUUAUAUAGCAACAAAGAAUCUCCAGUUUUUAACAAAGAUAUAGAUAUAUAUAUAUACAUAUAUAUAUAUACAUAUAUUAUAUUAUAUUAUAUUUUAUUUUAUUUUAUUUUAUUUUAUUCUAAUGUUUUGUAAUUUAAAAAAUCUGUUAUAUAACAUUGUGGU